Molecule: messenger RNA, 1735 nt
Organism: Sorghum bicolor (sorghum)
Lineage: Eukaryota; Viridiplantae; Streptophyta; Magnoliopsida; Poales; Poaceae
Exons: 1
Coding region: 114-1496 (460 amino acids)
Cellular component (GO): Golgi apparatus
Source: RefSeq, a predicted model, not a curated record
CGCCUCCACCACCAGUCCUCGUCUGUCCUCCUAAUCCUCACCAAACGCCAGAAAGCAAAAUCUCGCCUCGCUGCCGUCGGGCUCAUCGCCGUCGCGGUGCGUGGGUGACCGCGAUGGAUCCGAGCCGUCCUCUGCUUCGGCGCGGCGCCAUCCUCUCCUCUUCCGUCCAAGCUGCAACCGCCCUCCUCCUAGUCAUCGUCCUCCUCGUCACGCUCCUCCGCCUCCCCCUCUCCGCCUCCCCACACGCCGCCGCCACCGCCACCAUCACCGACCAGCAUCAGGAGCAGACCUGCGAUCCUACCUCCCCGCUCGACUGCGCCGACCCGCGCUUGUUCCAUCUCAUGAUGCGCAGCGCCAUCGAAGCCUUCCCGGCCGUCCAUUUCGCUCGCUUCGGCCGCCCCGUCCCCGGUGAUCCCCCAUCCUCCUCUUGCGACAUGGCCUGGCGCGCCCGCUCAGACUCCGAUUCCCCCUCCAAGGCCACUACCAAGGACUACCGCCGCUUCGCCAUUGCCCGCGACCCCCACACAUGCGCCUAUUCCGUCCUCUCAAUCGGCGAUUACCAUUCCGGCCCCAAUGCUCGCAAGCCCCGCCGCGGCGCCACUAAUGCCACCAUCGCCACUCCGCCACCGCCUGCGCUCUCCCGCUCCCAGUUCGUCCAGGGCGCGUACCUCGCUUACCUCGGCGGCGGCGACCGCUGCAAGCCCAUGCCACACUACCUGCGCAGCCUCCUCUGCGCCCUCGCCGAGGCUCGCUACCUAAACCGCACCCUCGUCCUCGAUCUCACACUCUGCCUCGCUGCCUCCUAUGCCGCCCCCGGGACGGGCGGAAUGCCUGAGGAAGGCAAGCGCCUUGCCUUCUACAUCGACGUUGAGCACCUACAAUCCCAGGUCCCCAUCAUUGAGGAGAGACAGUUCUGGGCGGACUGGGACAGUUGGGGGGUGCAGGGCCAACUCCGGGCACGCCUCAUUGAGGACACCAAGCUUGUACCUAUAAAGUUCUCCAAGGUGAGGGACACCCUCAUCGUCAGGAAAUUCGGAGAUGUCGAGCCCGGGAACUACUGGUACAAUGUCUGUGAGGGUGAGGCGAAGGAUUUGCUACGCCCAUUGCACUCAGUGAUGCGCUGGGCACCAAGCUUGAUGCACAUUGUUGAUGAUAUCAUCUCAAGGAUGCAACCAGCCUUUGAUUCGGUCCAUAUGAAUGCCAAGGGUGUGGACCUCGGACAGAGGGUUCAGGAAGUUCUUGGUGGAGGGCGGCAGGUGUAUAUUGCAGGGGAGGGGGUCAACAGUGCACUGCUGGAGUCAUUCAAGGCAGAGUGUAAGUGUAUUGUACAUUAUCUGGAUGAAUUUGAGGAUCUGUGGGGGACAGACACCAAGUGGUUCUUGGAGAUGAAGAGGCUCAAUGGUGGUGUUCCUGUGGAGUUUGAUGGGUACAUGCGUGAGGUUGUUGAUAGAGAGGUCUUCCUCAAGGGGAAGAAGAAGGUGGAGGUGCUCCGGUGAUUUGUUUUCUUCUCUCACCUAUAUAAUUUGUUGUUUGCUGAUACAUCCUAGAGAAAUUGUUGAAAAGAAUGAGCGUGCUUUUGUCAAGCUAGUCUUGUAAACCUCACUAUAUCUGGAUUUAGUUCUCAGACUCAUCUGUAUGGGAUUUAUUUUGUUAGCCACUAUGACUUCUGUGGAAAUUUUGGUAACAAUCAAUAUAUGUAUAGUUUUGUGCUUCUGAUAGCACCGGUUCCAUUUAA